GUGGGCGUGGUCUAAUAGUUCGCUGAGCCGCUGAGAGCAGGGUGGUCUUCUUACGUUCAAGCAACCACUUCAAUGAACUGCUUCUCUUGUAUCAAGAGAACAUUUCCUCUGAAUAUGUGACAUGUGGUUAAAAGAGUUACACAUGUCUGUAGAUAUGGACUCAUCAGACGGACUGUCCCAGUUCACGUGAUAAGUGACUGUUGGAGACAUUGAGACAUUGCAUUGGAAUGAGCUGAGACCUAAGGACCCAGUGUCUUUCAUCCUGAUUGAUGCAUAGAAAAAGGGAAGAGGAAUGGCCCUACAAGCGUCUCCAUUUCCUAAUGAGUUUGUUGCAUGCCUUCAUGCCGUGGGAUGGGCUCUUAUCCUGCCUUGUUUUUGGUCUCUUGAUCAACUCAUUGCUGUGUGCAAGUCAACCACCCUGGAGCAAACCCAGCGACAGGAGCAGGAAUGCUACCUCCACCCACUCAAGGUCUUCUUUGGAUUCAUUCUCUUCUUCAUUCUUUUUCUUGUUACAGCUCCCCUGGCCUUCCUUGGCUUUCUGCUGUGGGCACCACUGCAGGCCUGCCGCAGGCCCUUUUGUUACCACAGGGAGAUACCCUCCACAGCAGAGAGAGAGACACACAGGGGCUUUGAGCUGGUAGGAAAGGCAUCGUUUGGUUUUGCCACGGCCAACCUGUGUCUCUUGCCUGAAGGUCUUGCUCGUUUCAACAACUUGGGGAACACCCAGCACAGAGCAGCAACCAUUGGUCAGCAUAUUGUGCAGGGUAUAUGCAGACCUCAUAUCCGCAUUUUUAUUGACUCCCCUAGCAGUUGUGGUACUCUAAGCCCUUCAAACAGCAUACUUCCCACAGCUAACUCAUCUACAUAUGGGUCUACAGAUAGACAGGCACAGCCCCCUGUAGGUAGUUAUUCAGACUCAGCUGAAGGACAUGUUUCAAUCCCAAAAUCCAAAAGUAGUGACGGUGUGGUAUGUGAACCCUGCGAAGAUACACAACAGUCCUUCGCUGAGACACCGUCACACCUGUUUAAUUCCAAUCAGAACUCCAACCAGCAGGACAAGACAGGACACCGGAGUGCCCCUCGAGCUCUGCUCUCUCAGGGCCUCCGUCAGCAGGGCAAUCCACCGUGGGAAGUCUCGACCUUGUUUCCAGCCAAUGUGGACAUCCUAUGCCUUGAGGAGGUGUUUGAUAAGAGGGCGGCAAAGAAGCUUACCGAAGUACUGAAACCAGUGUUUGGACACAUCCUGUACGAUGUUGGUGUUUACGCCUGCCAGCCACCAUGCAGGUGUUCCUCUUUCAAGUUCUUCAACAGUGGCCUGUUCCUAGCAAGCAGGUUCCCUGUGCUCGAGGCCCAGUAUCACUGGUUUCCCAACAGCCUAGGGGAAGAUGCACUAGCUGCAAAGGGCCUCCUUUCUGUUAAGGUCCUCAUUGGAAAGAAUCAGAAACAGAAGAAAGUGGUUGGCUAUUUUAACUGCACACAUCUUCAUGCACCAGAAGGUGAAGGAGAAGUUCGCUGUGAGCAGUUAAACAUGGUAACAAAGUGGAUCGGGGAUUUUCAAGCAGUUAACGGACGACCCGAUGAGGAGGUCGCUUUCGAUGUGCUGUGUGGAGAUUUGAACUUUGAUAACUGCUCACCAGAUGACACUCUGGAGCAGAAUCACUGUUUGUUUGAGGACUACAGAGACCCGUGCAGGGCAGGACCUGGAAAAGAGAAGCCCUGGGUCAUAGGUACUCUGCUGGAGCAGCCAACACUCUAUGAGGAUGAUAUAAGUACCCCAGAAAAACUGCAAAGAACUCUGGAGAGCGAGGAGCUGAGAAAGCAGUAUAUCUCCCCUCCUGUUCCUGCAUAUGGCCGUCCUUUGGUUUAUCCUGAGGCUGACCAGCCGUGGAUCGGACGUCGGAUUGACUACAUUCUGUACCGUGAGAGCUCCAUCUCAAAGCGCUGUAAAACAGAAAUCGAAGAGGUAACCUUCAUUACGCAGCUGGCCGGUCUUACGGACCAUAUUCCUGUGGGCUUGAGACUGAAUGUAUCUAUGGACACAGACAAUGCUGAUGAAUGAGAGCUAUAAUGAACACAGAAUCAUAAAGGGAACGACAUGUAAAAAAAAUAUAAAUUGCUCUGAUCUAUUUUGGCACAAGAAAAGUUUUUCUUUAACAUACUUGAGUUUGUGAUUUCAGUGACAAUGAACAGAACAAUGAGAUGAUACCUCAAGCAAAGUUUAUUCAAAUGUUAUAAUGUUUACAAUUUUAUACAUAGAGGUGUGUUUUUGACAGAGUUAUUGAUUUUGUAACACAAUAUAUUUGUAGGAUUUUUUCAUUCAGAAUUAUUUCCUACAGAAAUAAAAUUUUAAAGAGUUAAUUUUA
Messenger RNA from Notolabrus celidotus (New Zealand spotty), 2363 nucleotides. It is a transcript of the gene smpd5, whose product is annotated as sphingomyelin phosphodiesterase 5. The record is from RefSeq and is a predicted model, not a curated record. NCBI's taxonomy places the organism in Eukaryota, Metazoa, Chordata, Actinopteri, Labriformes, Labridae. The transcript has 8 exons. Gene Ontology annotation, biological process: sphingomyelin metabolic process. Gene Ontology annotation, molecular function: sphingomyelin phosphodiesterase activity. The coding region runs from base 293 to 2059 and encodes 588 amino acids. Gene Ontology annotation, cellular component: extracellular region; cytoplasm.